CCCGGAAGUGUUUUCACAAACAUUAUGUGGAUAUAACUGUCUUGUGUUGUUUCAUCGGAUUUUAAUAACUAGAAACAAUUUCAGACCACUUUCCCAUUGGAAACACAGAAUAUGAAAUCGCGGGACAGAGGUGGUCUGCACCGCGCGAACUGAGUUCAAGUGAGUCAUCUAUAUGGGCCAUCUUCUCUCGAAAAAUGGUUACCGCCUGAAAAAGCGAACGCGCAAGCUGCGUAAGAAGAAGAGAAAAAGGAACUGCCUUAUUCAAGGCCCGUGCAUGCUCUGCUUCAUCGUCCACGGCAGCAGUGGUAGCCCUGACGACGAGCCUCUGGAGACCAGCGGUGGCAGCAGUGGUGCUGUAGCUGCGUCGGCCGUGAGCGCAUCGGCCUCCAAGCUCGCCGAACGCUACGCCUCCUCGCUGGGCUCGCCAGAGGCCUGUGCCCACUUCCUGUUGGCGCCGCAUGCUGAGUUGGCUCUGCUGACCGCCUCUGUCCCUGCCAAGCUCCUCGGGCCGCCCUCCCUGUUCCGCCCGGCGUCCACCGUUGCAGCCUCGGUCGCCGUGCCGACGCCCAGCCUCGCCGAGAUGGUGUGCAAGCGCAAGUGCGCCGAGCUGCAGCGCUGCACGCCCUGCAAGCAGCCGCGCUGUGCCUUCCCCGAGAGUGCUGAGGGAGCUGGGGCUACUGGCGGAGGAGGGGCCGCUGCUGCAGACACGGCAGCCCACCGCCUCCUGCCCCUCUGCUCCUUACCCUCUUCUUCCUCAUCAUCUUCAUCCUCCUCCGGCGAGGAUACAGGGGGCGUGGUGCCGCUGCAGAGGGACAACGGGGAGAGUACCAGCCCCGCCUCUGAAUGCUCACGGGCCACCACUGACACGUCAGAUGCCUCCUGCAUCAAUCACCUGCCCUCCUCCAUCCUCCUGAAGGUGUUUUCCCACCUGACCGUUCGGGAGCGCUGCCUGGGUGCCUCUCUGGUCUGUAAGUACUGGCGGGACCUGUGUUUAGACUUCCAGUUCUGGAAGCACAUCGACCUCAGUGGCCUGCAACAGGUGAAUGAUGAGCUACUGGUGAAGAUCGCCUCACGCCGGCAGAAUGUGACGGAGGUCAACAUCUCGGACUGCCGGAACGUGCAGGACCACGGCGUGUGCUCUCUGGCCUCCCAGUCGCCGGGCCUGCUGAAGUACACGGCUUACCGCUGCAAGCAGCUCAGCGACCUCUCCCUCUGCACCAUCGCCACACACUGCCCUCUGCUGGUCAAGGUCCAUGUGGGCAACCAAGACAAGCUGACUGACCACGCACUCAAACUGCUGGGCCAGCACUGUUCCGAGCUGAAGGACGUCCACCUGGGCCAGUGCUACAACAUCAGUGAUGAGGGCAUGGUGGCUCUGGCCAAGGGCUGCCCCAAGCUGCAGAGGAUCUACAUGCAGGAGAACAAACUGGUAACCGAUAAAUCGGUGAAGGCGUUUGCUGAGCACUGCCCUGAGCUGCAGUUUGUGGGUUUCAUGGGCUGCUCCGUCACCUCGCAAGGAGUCAUCCACCUCACAGGGCUGAGGAACCUGACCAGCUUGGACCUGCGACACAUCUCUGAGCUCAAUAACGAGACGGUCAUGGAGGUGGUGAGAAAGUGCCGGAACCUCAGCUCUCUCAAUCUCUGCCUCAACUGGAGCAUCAACGACAGAUGUGUGGAGAUCAUUGCGAAAGAAGGUAGAAGACUUAAAGAGCUCUACCUGGUGUCCUGCAAGAUAACAGACUACGCUCUGAUAGCGAUUGGCCAGUACAGCAGCAGCAUCGAGACGGUGGACGCUGGCUGGUGCAAAGACAUCACUGACCAAGGGGCCACACAGAUCGCCAAGAGCAGCAAGUCUCUGCGCUAUCUGGGCCUCAUGCGCUGUGACAAGUACAGCUGUGGGAGAGCAGCUGCAGCGUCCGAACCACAUUGAGCUCGAAGUGCUCCGGAGGACUCGACCAGCGGUCAUUUCCCUGAUCCCCCCAUCUCUCUCUCUCCUACUCCCUUUUUGUCACUCUCCUCUGUCCUACCUGAAUAAAGGCAGCAGUCCCCAAAAAUAUACUUCAAAAAUGAGGUCGUAUCUCAUAUGAAUUCAUUCACAGUCAGUCACAGACUACCCAUCAUGCACAGACCACAGACACUCAACACAGGCCCUCCACACUACACAAACCUGAGUCCAGUGUCCUAGAGCACAGUGGUUAGUUGAACAGACCAUGCAUCAGUAGUGCAAUAAACAAGCAUAACACACUGAGUGUGAGAUGGUGCCGGACUCUAUAAAUGCUGGCACUGGGAGUGGAGAAGCUGCCCUGCUGGCUGCCGUCUCCUAAGAAACUUCUUCUCCCACUGAGUGGACUUUUUGCUCUGAUUUAGGGGCUCCAUCAGCCAGAGAUCAGUCUGUGCUUAAACAAAAUGGCGUGGAGUAAAUUAGCCCUUAAUUAGCAUUAGCGCGCGGAGCGGGGCCAUUAAGGAGUUUACACUGCCAAUACCAGCCGUCGCACAUCAUUAGGGCCGCAGGGCAGCUGAUGAGGCGGGGCAGCUCCUCUCCGCGCCGCGCCGGGCAAACAGCGGGGGAUUGA
Alosa alosa (allis shad) is the source of this 2573-nucleotide messenger RNA. RefSeq names its product F-box and leucine-rich repeat protein 17 (gene fbxl17). The record is from RefSeq and is a predicted model, not a curated record. The transcript has 10 exons. Gene Ontology annotation, cellular component: nucleus; cytosol; SCF ubiquitin ligase complex. Gene Ontology annotation, molecular function: protein binding. The coding region runs from base 173 to 1930 and encodes 585 amino acids. Lineage: Eukaryota; Metazoa; Chordata; Actinopteri; Clupeiformes; Clupeidae. Gene Ontology annotation, biological process: entrainment of circadian clock by photoperiod; G2/M transition of mitotic cell cycle; SCF-dependent proteasomal ubiquitin-dependent protein catabolic process.